UUGGCCCCUGAGUCUAACUCAACCACUAACUCUGGUUAAUUAUUUGUCAAUUGAUGGGCAUAUUUGUAAUUUUGCCUCCCUACCUACUUUAUAAAAAAUAAAACAAUAAUUUAAUUUGAUGGAUGGGAAAUUAAAACCUUUGACUUUUUCUGCAAGUUUCUUCUUCCCUUAAAUUACAAAGAUGAACCUGCAACUUUCAGUAAAUCAAAACGUACCAAUUCCCCACAACAAAUCAAAACCUCAAUAAUUUCAGUAAUACUUUCGAACACAGAAGCGAUCAAAAUGGUCGGAAUCAUGAACAAGAUCGGAGACGCACUCCACACCGGCGGCAACAAAUCCGACGACAAGAAGCACGAAUCUGACCACAAAUCCGAUGACAAGAAGCACGAAGGUGAUCAAUCGAAGUCUGAACACAAGGAGGGGAUAAUUGAUAAGAUAAAGGAUAAGAUCCAUGGAGAAGAUAGAGGAAGUAAGGAACACAGCAGUGAAGGAAGUAAGAAGAAGAAGGAUAAGAAGGAGAAGAAGAAGAAGGAAUGUGAUCAUCGAGGCGGCGGUAGCACUCAUUUCACGUAUCUUAAUUCGUUUUUGUACUGAUUUCAUGUUUCUCAAUUCCGUUUGACCUAAUUCCAGCUGCUCGAUUGGUUUUUCCCUAAUUUCACUAUUUCAAUCCUUUUUUGUUAACCUAAUUUCACUAUCUGAACUUGUUUUUGCAUCGAUUAUUAGAGCAUCACCAUUGUUUAACCGAUUAGGAUCUAAUGAGAAUUGAUUUUAUGUGUGAAUUGAUUU
Messenger RNA from Helianthus annuus (common sunflower), 786 nucleotides. Its product is annotated as dehydrin HIRD11-like. NCBI's taxonomy places the organism in Eukaryota, Viridiplantae, Streptophyta, Magnoliopsida, Asterales, Asteraceae. Bases 283 to 594 code for a protein of 103 amino acids. Gene Ontology annotation, molecular function: metal ion binding. The transcript has a single exon. The record is from RefSeq and is a predicted model, not a curated record.